AGCAGGACGUCUGCAGCAGCUGUCCACUGGCAUUUCAGCCGUGUCAUCACAGUAGUGAGAGGGGGGAUCAGUGAGACUGAGGGGGCUGCCUUCAGUCUACUUUUGUGGGUUCACUCUCGCUGUCCUUGGCCCCAGCCCUCCACGCCUUACUACUCUCCCUGACUCUGCCCAAGUCUAGGCCCACGGCCCCACCAUGGCCGACCAGUACCAGUACAACACCAACGAGGAGAAGAUUGUGAAGGACAGACACACCAAGGAGAUCGAUCUGAUCAACAGAGACCCCAAAUCGAUCAAUGAGGAUGUGAUCAAGGUGGAGUUUGAGGAUGUAAUCGCAGAGCCCGACGGCACACACAGUCUGGAUGGGGUGUGGAAGCUCAGCUACACCACCUUCACCGUGUCCAAGUACUGGUGCUACCGCAUCCUCUCAGCCAUCUUCGGCAUCCCUUUGGCUCUGCUCUGGGGCUUCCUCUUCGCCUGCAUCUCRUUCUGUCAYAUYUGGGCYGUGGURCCCUGYAUCAAGAGCUGCCUGAUYGAGUCMCAGUGCAUCAGUCGYAUCUACUCCCUCUGCAUCCAGACCUUCUGUGACCCCUUCUUUGAAGCCCUGGGCAAGAUCUUCAGCAGUGUGAAAGUGGCCCUGCGCAAAGAGGUCUAGACACUCACACCACCGCAGUGUUUACACGUGUUUGGAUGAAACGCUACACCCUUUUUAUCCGCCAGACCAGACGACCAGUCCUGGUGUCCUCAUAUUUCCCAAGACACCCCCCCCGCUACCCUUACCCAGCCCAAAGCCCAAGGCCUCGCCAGUCUCAGCCCUUUGAGUCCUGACAUGCUCACAGCGACCAGUGCCACAAGAGGCUCUGUGACAGCUGCAGCAUGGUUGGGUGACAGCUCUGGCUCUGUUGGAAGGCAGAGAGCUGUCUGUUCAUUGAGGGAAUAUAGGGAUGGCAGCCAUGGCAUGGGCAGGACUUGUGUCCCAGAGUGAAUGUAUUUUGCGAUGCUGAGGAAAAUGGCUCCUCGGUCACAUGACAUAAACACCCCAGUGACACUAACGGCAUUGCAGCACCCGUAGGACAAUAUACAAUCUCUACUAUAUUGGCCAAUUCUGAAUCGAUAUACUAUAUUAAACAGUCAUGUGUGUGUGUGUGUGUGUGUGUGUGUGUGUGUGUGUGUGUGUGUGUGUGUGUGUGUGUGUGUGUGUGUGUGUGUGUGUGUGUGUGUGUGUGUGUGUGUGUGUGUGUGUGUGUUGUUCCUAAUGGUAAACUAGUCGAUGUAGUGCAAUGGAAAAGAUAAUUGUAGUGCUUGAACAAGAUUAUAUCAUGUUUUACAAAAUUAAUAAGAUGCAGUUUCUUUACUGAAUCAUUUUGAUUAAACACAUCCUAAAUUGUCAA
Messenger RNA from Salvelinus sp. IW2-2015, 1388 nucleotides. RefSeq names its product caveolin-3. Gene Ontology annotation, molecular function: connexin binding; transmembrane transporter binding; molecular adaptor activity. NCBI's taxonomy places the organism in Eukaryota, Metazoa, Chordata, Actinopteri, Salmoniformes, Salmonidae. Gene Ontology annotation, biological process: cell differentiation; regulation of membrane potential; regulation of cytosolic calcium ion concentration. The record is from RefSeq and is a predicted model, not a curated record. Gene Ontology annotation, cellular component: sarcolemma; focal adhesion; caveola.